CACUCUAACCUGCACUUCCACUUGCUUGGUGAUCGCCCCAGAUUUUCCGACCACCCCGAGAUUCUAUAGGAAAAAGACAUUUCGCUGAAAUUAGAAAUUUGAAUCGGAUUAGGUGGAUCACGAUAGCAUGGCGGAGCAUUCUGAAAGUCCGAUUGAGUCGGUGAUGGAGAAGAUAAGCGAGAAGAUUCACGCUCAUGAUUCGUCAUCGUCUUCUGAUUCCGAUUCGGAAUCAAAUAAGAAACCGGAUUCGCCUUCUUCAGUGAAGGCGAAAAUUUUUCGAUUGUUUGGGAGGGAGAAACCAGUACACAAGGUUUUUGGUGGAGGAAAGCCUGCUGAUGUGUUGUUGUGGAGAAACAAGAAGAUCUCAGCUGGUGUGCUUGGAUUUGCCACUGCAAUUUGGGUUCUUUUUGAGUUGAUCGAAUACAACCUCCUUAGUCUUGUGUGCCAUAUUUUGAUCCUGUCUCUUGCGGUCUUGUUUCUGUGGUCCAAUGCUCAUACAUUUAUCCAUAAGACUCCGCCUCGCAUCCCACAAGUUCAUCUUCCAGAAGAGCCAUUUCUUCAGGUUGCUUCAGCACUGACAUAUGAAAUCAACCGAGGUUUUGCAGUCUUACGCAGUAUUGCAUCUGGAAAAGAUCUGAAGAAAUUUCUCAUUGUUAUAGCCGCCUUGUGGAUCUUGUCAAUUGUGGGGAGUUGGUGCAAUUUCUUGACCUUGUUUUAUACAACCUUUGUUUUCCUGCACACGGUACCAGUUCUAUAUGAGAAGUAUGAGGACAAGAUUGAUCCAUUUGCAGAGAAGGCUGCGAUUGAAAUGAAAAAGCAAUAUGCAGUUUUUGAUGCUAAGGUUUUGAGUAAGAUCCCAGUGGGUGCAUUGAAAGCCAAGAGGGUCUAGAGAGGCUGGUUGUGCUGUUUCAUGCAGACAAUUUUUAAUCAUGGGUUUGUAGGUUGUGAUUGCUCUUUAUAUUUUGCUAGAGCGCUGCCUUUUCUUUAGCCCCAACGAAUGUUUCCAACUGUUCCCUAUUGCAGUUUCAAACGACCUUGAAAGUUUUAUGUAAUGUUUGCAGGUUUAGCGCCUUAACAAGGGGUGACUUUUGAUGUUCUUCAAUUGUAGGUUGUACUUUGGUUAAUUGUAUAUCGUUUCACUCCCGUUUCGGACCAUUACGGUGCUUGGUACCCAAUGUAUUUGACAUUGGUUGAGUCUAAUAUUUGACAACAAACUGUAUGUUCAUCAACAUUAGACUAAAGACCAAAUUGAUGGAGUGAACUAUUUGUUUCAUUAAUGAGACAGAACAUUGUCAA
Manihot esculenta (cassava) is the source of this 1296-nucleotide messenger RNA. Its product is annotated as reticulon-like protein B5. The transcript has 5 exons. The record is from RefSeq and is a predicted model, not a curated record. NCBI's taxonomy places the organism in Eukaryota, Viridiplantae, Streptophyta, Magnoliopsida, Malpighiales, Euphorbiaceae. Bases 128 to 889 code for a protein of 253 amino acids.